AUUCUGAGAAGUUAUAUAGAGAAGAGGCAGAGAGGAGUCAGAAAGAGGAGUUAGAGAGAGGAGGUAUAGAGAACAGGUGAGAGGAGUCGCAGAGAGGAGAGUACCAAGAGGAGUCAUCGAGAGAGGAGCUGGGAUUCUGAGCUGCCGCCUCCUCCCCUGCCAGGUGAGGACAGAAUGGCUUCACCUCCCUCCUUCAUCACCUCUGUGGUCAAUGCCCCGCCAAUUGGAUGCAGUUGUGAACCCCCGGCCUUCAUCCGGCCCCCCCGGAACGCCACAACGAUCCUCGGAGGAGAAGCCCGGCUGGACGGGAAGGUGCGUGGGCUUCCUGAGCCGCAGGUCACAUGGUACAGAGAAGGCCGGGCUGUGAUUGGUGGGGAGCGCUGCAGUGUGGAGCGAGGUGGGCGUGGCCUCUUCAGCCUCGUGGUGGACCGAGUCACAGCAGAGGACCUGGGCCAGUACACAUGUCGGGCAUCCAAUCAGGCAGGGACUCGACAGGUCACCGUGGAGAUCGUGCUCGCAGAAGAUUCUGGGAGGAGUGACGUCCUGUCCUCCUGCAGGAGAGCAAGGGACUCACACUGCAGGACCAGCAUGUGGAGUGAAAGUCCGCCGAAGUUCAUCUCCAGACCGAGCCGAGUGCUGGCGGAGCCGGGUGGGACGGCCAAGUUUUCCACUAAAGCCACCGGACGCCCUCCACCACGGGUCACAUGGUACAAGGGGGAGGCGGAGCUUCGAUCCUGUGGGCGUGUGCGUGUGUAUGAGCGCCACAGCCUCCACAUCCUGGAGAUCAGCGACGUGCGAGCGGACGAUGAAGGCCGCUACACGUGUUCGCUCGUGAACGGAGCCGGGACGGCGGCGGCCAGUGCCGAGCUCAAGGUCCAGGGUGGCCCGGCCAAUCAGAGUCCGGGAAAGCAGAGCGAGGUUACAGAGGUCAAAGAGGUCAAAGAGGCGAAAGCUCCGCAAUUUAUAAGUGGUCUGAAGGACAUGAGGGUGAUGGACGGCAAUAGAGUCACCAUGACGGUGGAGCUUAGAGGCAUCCCUCCUCCUCAGGUGGUUUGGCUCCAUGAUGGGGAGGAAGUGAAGGAGUCGGAGGACUUCCAGCUGCUCCGGGAGGAGAACCGAUGCAGCUUGCUGAUCCAGGAGGUGUUUCCUGAAGACACAGGGACCUACGUGUGUCGAGCUUGGAACGAGCAUGGAGAGGAUCAGACCCAGGCCCGGCUCACUGUGGAAGAGCCGCCACACGGAGUCCAGCCCUGGUUCAUCACUCGACCCAAAGAGGUGAGCGCUGCGGUGGGACAGCAUGUCCUGCUGUCCUGUGCUGUGGCCGGAGACCCCUUCCCCCGCUUCAGCUGGAGCCGGCUGGGCCGACCUCUGACCUCCGGAGCAGACUACCAGGUUCUGCAGAAGGACGAGGUGGUGUCUCUGCUCAUCAGAAGAGUGAAGAUGCAUCAUGCUGGGGAAUACCUGAUCAGCCUGAGGAACUCUGUUGGUGAGUGCAGCUCUGCAGCCUGGCUGACUGUCAGUGAAAAACACCUAGACAGCUCACCGGCCUCAGGACGACGUAGAGGAGGAGGAGGAGGAGGAGGAGGAGGAGGAGGAGGAGCAGCAGGAGGAACAGCUGGGUGGACUGCAGAACCCAGAGGAGGUGACACAGAGCGAGGAGUUGGAGGAGGAGGAGGCGGUUGCUGUGGUGAAGUCAGUCGGCAGGAUUCUGACCCGGAGCAGAACCGGCAGCUCCUGCACCUGCAAAAGGAGGCGCAUCAGGAGGAGCAGGAGGAGAAGGAGCACCGGGGCCGUGCCGCCGCUCCUCGAGGACUCCUCCGACACUGCGUGGACACUCGAGCGUGCGGGGAGCAGGAGCUGCGACAGAGGGAGGUGCAGCAGCUCGACUUCCGCUCGCUGCUGAGACGCCAACUUCUCCACGCCAAGACCUCCUGCACCGAGGAGGAGCAGCAGCAGGAGCCGCAGGAGGAGGAGCGCCACCGCCACCUCAUGGAUUUUAAGGCCAACCUGAAAGGCGUCCGGCCCAAGCCGGAGGAAAAGUCCAACUCCUCGCAGCAGGUGGACUUCCGCAGCGUGCUGGGAAAAAAGGGCGGCUCCGCUGGUGGGGGCGACGGGAACAAGGCGGGCGCCGCCGCCGAUGGAACCAAGGGGAGCACCGACUUCCGCUCCCUGCUCACCAACAAGAAGAAACCUCAGGGCCCCGAGAAGAACGGCGAGAAGAACGGCGAGAAGACAGCGGUCAACAACUGUGUGGAUGGAGGAAACAACGAGAAGAAGACCACCACCGCUGGGGGUGGAGGAGGAGGAGGAGGAGGAGCGGCCGGAACGCCGCCGGAGUUCGUGGAGAAGCUGAGUGACGUGACGGUGCUGGACGGACAGCAGCUCCACCUGCAGUGCCGCCUCAACACCUCCUCUGACGUCACCGUGACCUGGACGCUGGACGGCAAAGUCAUCAAGCCCUCCAAGUUCAUCGUCCUGUCCUACCAAGGAGGCCUGUGUUCUCUGAACAUCAACAAAGCUCUGCCGGAAGAUGAAGGACAGUAUAAAUGUCGAGCUGAGAACUCUGCAGGACAAGCCGAGUGCAGCUGCAUGGUCCUGGUCGAUGAUCCAACAGAAAACUCUUCAGCGGACAAAAAGUCCAAGAAGGCGACUCCGACCUCUGAGAGUGAAGCCAGAAUAAAGAAACCAACUACGAAGACUCCACCCAAACAAGCUCUGCCUCCUCAGAUUCUGACCUUCCCAGAGGACAUGAAGAUCUUGGCUGGAGAGAAGGUGGAGAUCCUCUGUAAGUUCUCUGGAGCUCCUCCCAUCACCUGCACCUGGCUCAAGUUCAGGAAACCAAUCCAGGAGGGCUCAGCUGAUAUCUCCAUAGAGAGCAGUGACAGCAGCAGUAAGCUGACCAUCACCAGCGGCCAGCAGGAGCACUGCGGCUGUUACACCAUCGAGCUGAGGAACAACUACGGACUCCGACAGGCGGCGCUCAACCUCACCAUCGUUGAUAAACCAGACCCCCCGGCGAAGGUCCCUGCUGCCUCGGACAUCCGCCGGUCCUGCCUGACCCUGUCGUGGUACGGGCCCACGUACGACGGCGGCAGCGCCGUUCAGUCCUACAACCUGGAGAUCUGGGACUCGGUGGAUCAGCAGUGGAAACACCUGGUGUCCUGCAACAGCACCUCCUACAACGUGCAGAACCUUCUGCCGGAGCGUCAGUACAAGUUCCGGGUCCGGGCGGAGAACAUCUACGGCGUGGGAGAGCCCAGCGCCGAGUCGGAACCGGUGACCGUCGGCCUGGCCGACAGUGACGAGAACCAGGAGGAGGCAGAGGCAGAGGAGGAGGAUGAUGAUGUGGAAAAAGAGCCGGAAUACAGAGACGUCACCAUCAAGACGGAAACGAAGGUGAAGGAGCUGUACGAUGUGGAGGAGCGGCUGGGAACGGGAAAGUUCGGGCAGGUCUUCAAGCUGGUGGAGAAGGCCACAAAGAAGGUGUGGGCAGGAAAGUUCAUCAAGGCGUACUCAGCCAAGGAGAAGGAGAACGUCCGGCAGGAGAUCGGCAUCAUGAACAGCCUCCACCACCCCAAACUGGUGCAGUGCGUUGACGCCUUCGAGGGCAAGUCCGACAUCGUCAUGGUGUUGGAGAUGAUCUCUGGUGGCGAGCUGUUUGAGCGGAUCAUUGAUGAAGACUUUGAGCUGACGGAGAGAGAAGUGAUCAAAUACAUGCUGCAGAUCAUCGACGGCGUCAGUUUCAUCCACAAACAGGGAAUCGUCCACCUGGACCUCAAACCGGAGAACAUCAUGUGCGUCAACAAGACCGGCAGCAAGAUCAAACUGAUCGACUUUGGCCUUGCCCGGAGACUAGAAAACGCAGGAACUCUCAAGGUUUUAUUUGGAACUCCAGAGUUUGUGGCUCCAGAAGUGAUCAACUACGAAGCCAUCAGUUACCCCACUGACAUGUGGAGUAUCGGAGUAAUCUGUUACAUACUGCUGAGCGGUCUGUCCCCCUUCAUGGGCGAUAAUGAUAAUGAGACACUUUCGAACGUCACCUCGGCCACCUGGGACUUUGAGGACGAGGCGUUUGACGAAAUCUCCGACACUGCCAAGGAUUUCAUCACCAACCUGCUGAAGAAAGAUAUGAAGGCGCGGCUUACCUGUGCUCAGUGCUUCGAACACACCUGGCUGAAGCAGGACACAAACACCAUGAAGGCCAAGAAGCUCUCCAAGGAGCGCAUGAAGAAGUACAUCCUGAGGAGGAAGUGGCAGAAAACUGGUCAUGCUGUCCGAGCCAUCGGACGACUCUCAUCUAUGGCCAUGAUGGCUGGAGUCAGUGCAAAGAAGGGCUCACCCACCGAGGAGGAUAACCAGUUUCUGGAGUGUUUGGAGUACGAACAGAGAACAGAGUGUGCGCCGGUGUUCACUUCGGUCAUUAAAGACGUGGAGGUGGUAGAGGGCAGCGCGGCUCGCUUCGACUGUAAGAUUGAAGGUUAUCCUGACCCGGAGGUAGUGUGGUACAAAGACGAUCAGCCCAUCAAGGAGACCCGACACUACCAGAUCGACUACGAUGAAGAAGGAAACUGCAGCCUGAUCAUUUCAGAGGUGUCGGGUGACGACGACGCUAAGUACUUGGUGAAGGCGGUAAACAGCUUGGGGGAGGCGACCUGCACUGCAGAGCUGCUGGUGGAGGUGAUGGCUGGGGAGGGGGAGGAGGAGGAAGAGGAGGAGUGAAGACCCGACUGUGGACCACCUCAGGUGGGGGAGUUGCCCCUCCUCUGCUUUUCAGACCUGAACAGGAAAAACAAGAACCCCUUGUGAUUAAGCCCUGAUUGGUUGAGUGAGUGGGCGGAGUUUAACCUGGUUCAUUGUUUGGCGACACAGCUAGCGAGCUAGGUAGCUUUUCAGGCUAGUGCAAGUCUCAGACGUUUCAAUCACUUUUAAAACAAACAUCUGAUUAUUGAUGUAUAACCUUCCAGUAUAUAGAAGAGCAUUAAUUUAUUUAUCCAUCAAAUAAGUGUCUGAAAAUCAAAUUAUUCUCAUUAAUCUCAUUAUCUGAUCACGCUCAUGUGAAGGUGAUUGUUUUCAGCCCUUCACCUGAGGGUUAAACUCCGCCCACAGCAGAAGCCCCGCCCCCUCAGGUGGAUUGUAUUUCAGUGCUCUUAUAAAUGGUGACUAUGUUUUCGUGUGUGUUUUUUCAGCCUUCACUCACUUUGAAACACUUUUUUCUUGAGGUUUUUCCAUGUGAUGACGUGACUCUGUGUUGUGUUCACUGUCACUGCGGCUCACACUGAGCUCAGCAGGAGACUUCAAAAGUCCCCACAAACAUUUUGCUGACGGUUUGAAACAGGAGGUUUGGGGUGAGACCCUCACGAUGGCUGCACUCGUGGUGGAAAGCAGGUGUCUGUGGGGGUCCGCUGAUGAGGGCGAAGGUACGAACCCGGUCAGGACUCACAGAGUUCGGUCACAGAGAAGAAGACCAAAGAAAACGAGAGAAAAUGUUUACAAUGCCACACGUGUCAGGAUGCGUUCAGGUGCCUCUCUGGGCUCCGGCUGUGGUUCGGGUGUCUGUGUAAUCCAUCUGCUUUUGCUCUAGAAUUAAAACUGUGGACCUUUUCUGAUCUGACAUUACGCAUUAUGAUGAAAGUGGAAACACCCACUGUCACAACACACAAAGUGAUCAGUCUCCACAUCUGCUCCAUCUUGUCUGAAAAAGUAAUCUGAGUAGUCAACACUGAGCUCACGAGAACCCAUCCAGCCUGAGGGAUUGUGGCUGUUGGAGUACUUGGGACACCUUAAAGUGGCCGCACUCUGUGACCUCCGGCUGAAGGAACCGUGAUGGAGUUUGCUGAGGGAAUAUUGAUCUCUCUGUUCUGUUUGAGCACUUUUUUUUGUCUUUCUUUUGAGUUUUGACUUCGACAGCAGACAAUCAGCGCUGCCUUCUGCCACAAGCCUUAAGCCACACGUUUAUUCAUGAGGAUUUUAUCACACACACACACACACACACACACACACACACACACACACACACACACACACACACACGGGUAUGUGGGAUGGGUUGUGUGAACUCAGUUUUUAUUGUAAUCUGAGAUGCAGAUUUAUUAGAUGUUUGUCUCACAAUUUAAUUAAAGUCA
Molecule: messenger RNA, 6122 nt
Organism: Salarias fasciatus (jewelled blenny)
Lineage: Eukaryota; Metazoa; Chordata; Actinopteri; Blenniiformes; Blenniidae
Product: myosin light chain kinase, smooth muscle-like
Exons: 30
Coding region: 175-4719 (1514 amino acids)
Biological process (GO): protein phosphorylation
Molecular function (GO): protein binding; ATP binding; protein kinase activity
Source: RefSeq, a predicted model, not a curated record